Octodon degus (degu) is the source of this 8001-nucleotide messenger RNA. RefSeq names its product WNK lysine deficient protein kinase 2 (gene Wnk2). Gene Ontology annotation, molecular function: ATP binding; potassium channel inhibitor activity; chloride channel inhibitor activity. Gene Ontology annotation, cellular component: cytosol; cytoplasm. The transcript is spliced from 29 exons. Bases 93 to 6881 code for a protein of 2262 amino acids. NCBI's taxonomy places the organism in Eukaryota, Metazoa, Chordata, Mammalia, Rodentia, Octodontidae. The record is from RefSeq and is a predicted model, not a curated record. Gene Ontology annotation, biological process: protein phosphorylation; positive regulation of potassium ion import across plasma membrane; positive regulation of sodium ion transmembrane transporter activity.
CGGGCGCACACCCCAGCCUCGGAGCGCGGCCUCGCCCGCUUCGCCGCCCCGGCCGCUUGGCCGCGGGCAUGGACGGCGCCCGCUCGCCCUAGAUGGACCGCGAUGGCGGCGGCCGGGACGCCCCCGGCGCGCUGAUGGAGGCCGGGCGCGGCGCGGGGCCGGCGGGCAUGGCGGAGCCGCGGGCGAAGGUGGCGCGGCCCGGGCCCCAGCGAUUCCUGCGGCGCAGCGUGGUAGAGUCGGACCAGGAGGAGCCGCCCGGCCUAGAGGCUGCCGAGGCGCCCCCCGUGCAGCCCCCGCAACCCCUGCAGCGCCGGGUGCUCCUGCUCUGCAAGACUCGCCGGCUCAUCGCUGAGCGCGCCCGCGGCCGCCCCACCGCCCCCGCUCCCGCCGCGCCCUCCGCGCCCGUGGCGCCUGCUGCACAGCCGGGAGCCCCCUCGGACCCCGGCCCAGAACCCGCGGGCGCUCAGGAGCCCAGGCCGGACCCUGCUGUCGCCAAGGUCCCCGACUGCAGUCCGCGGGAGGAGGAGCAGGGGGCGGCGGUUGCAAGGCCAGAGGACGCAGGAGCUACCGAGGCGAAGCCCGAGCCUGGGCGCGCGCGUAAGGAUGAGCCUGAAGAGGAAGAGGACGAUGAGGACGACCUCAAGGCCGUGGCCACCUCCCUGGACGGCCGCUUCCUCAAGUUCGACAUCGAGCUGGGCCGGGGCUCCUUCAAGACGGUCUACAAGGGACUGGAUACCGAGACCUGGGUAGAGGUGGCCUGGUGUGAACUGCAGGACCGAAAGCUCACCAAGCUGGAGCGGCAGCGGUUCAAGGAGGAGGCUGAGAUGCUGAAAGGCCUGCAGCACCCCAACAUCGUGCGCUUCUAUGACUUCUGGGAGUCCAGUGCCAAGGGCAAGCGAUGCAUCGUGCUAGUGACUGAGCUGAUGACCUCAGGAACACUGAAGACGUACCUGAAACGGUUCAAGGUAAUGAAGCCCAAGGUGCUGCGCAGCUGGUGCCGACAGAUCCUGAAGGGCCUGCUCUUUCUGCACACGCGUACGCCACCUAUCAUCCACCGAGACCUGAAGUGUGACAACAUCUUUAUCACCGGGCCCACCGGAUCUGUGAAAAUUGGUGACUUGGGCCUGGCCACUCUCAAAAGAGCAUCAUUCGCCAAAAGUGUGAUAGGUACGCCUGAGUUCAUGGCCCCAGAAAUGUAUGAGGAGCACUACGAUGAGUCUGUGGACGUCUACGCCUUCGGGAUGUGCAUGCUGGAGAUGGCUACCUCAGAGUACCCCUACUCGGAGUGCCAGAACGCUGCCCAGAUCUACCGCAAGGUCACCUGUGGCAUCAAGCCGGCCAGCUUUGAGAAAGUGCAUGAUCCUGAAAUCAAGGAGAUUAUUGGAGAGUGCAUCUGCAAGAACAAGGAGGAAAGGUAUGAGAUCAAAGAUCUGCUGAGCCAUGCUUUCUUUGCGGAGGACACUGGUGUCAGGGUGGAACUGGCAGAGGAGGACCAUGGCAGAAAGUCCACCAUCGCCCUGCGGCUCUGGGUGGAAGACCCCAAGAAGCUGAAGGGCAAGCCCAAGGACAAUGGAGCCAUAGAGUUCACCUUCGACCUAGAGAAGGAAACCCCUGACGAGGUGGCUCAGGAAAUGAUUGACUCUGGAUUUUUUCAUGAAAGCGACGUGAAGAUUGUGGCCAAGUCCAUUCGUGACCGUGUGGCGUUGAUCCAGUGGCGGCGGGAAAGGAUCUGGCCCGCACUGCAGUCCCAGGAGCCAAGGGACUCAGGCAGCCCUGACAAGGCCAGGGGUCCACCUGCGCCCUUGCAGGUCCAGGUGACCUACCACGCACAGGCUGGGCAGCCAGGGCCACCUGAGCCUGAGGAGCCAGAGGCUGACCAGCACCUCCUACCCCCGGCACUGCCAGCCAGUGCCACCUCCCUGGCUUCGGACAGCACCUUCGACAGUGGCCAGGGCUCCACGGUGUACUCAGACUCACAGAGCAGCCAGCAGAGCAUGGUCCUUGGUUCCCUUGUGGAUGCAGCUCCGUCCCUGGUGCCAUGCAUGUGUAGCCCUCCAGUGAGCGAGGGGCCCGGACUGGCGCACAGCCUGCCCUCGCUGGGGGCCUUCCAGCAGCCCACCGCCACGCCAAGCCUGACCCUGGGCUCUGCCUCAGUCCCUACCUGCCCUCCACUUCUCCAGCAGCAUUUCCCGGAGCCUACGAUGAGCUUUGCCCCUGUGCUACCACCACCCAGUGCCCCUGUGCCCACAGGCCCUGGCCAUCCAGUGCCCCAUGCCCAGCAGCCUCCUCCAGUGGCCCAUCCGCCAACCCUGCCUCAGGUCCUGGCUCCGCAGGCCCUGGGCGCUGUCCAGCCGGUGCCCACUCACUUGCCUCCCUACCUGGCCCCAACCUCCCAGGUGGUUGCCCCCACGCAGCUGAAGCCUCUCCAGAUGCCGCAGCCACCCCUGCAGCCACUUGCUCAAGUCCCUCCACAGAUGCCCACAAUGCCAGUGGUUCCCCCCAUCACACCACUAGGCGCCAUCGAUGGCCUCCCCCAGGCCCUCACUGACCUGCCGGCUGCAAAUGUGGCCCCUGUGCCACCACCUCAGUAUUUCUCUCCUGCCGUGAUCUUGCCAAGCCUCAGCACCCCCCUGCCUGCGUCUUCGGCCCUGCCUCUGCAAGCAGUCAAGCUGCCCCAUCCUGCUGGCGCCUCCCUAGCCAUGCCCUGCCAGACCAUUGUGCCAAAUGCACCAGCUGCCAUCCCUCUGCUGGCAGUGGCCCCUCAGGGCAUGGCUGCUCUGUCCAUCCAUGCUGGUGUGACCCAGCUCCCGGCCCAGCUCCCAGCGCAGCCAGUAUACUCAGCGGCCUUCCCACAGAUGGCGCCCGUGGACAUCCCACCUUCCCCCCACCACACAGUGCAGAGCAUACGGGCCACCCCUCCACAGCCCAUACCACCCGUUCCCACAGUACCACCCCUUCCCACAGUACCGCCCAUUCCUACAGUACCGCCUGUGUCCACAGUGCCGCCCAUGCCCACAGUGCCGCCCAUACCUACGAUGCCACCUGUGCCCACACCUGCACCUCCUCAGCCCCUCAUGCCUGGUGUUGCCCACUUGCCCGACCAAGCGGCUCCAGCUGCUGCCGCCCCAGGGAGCCAGGUCUUGCUGGGCCAUCCGCCUCCGUACACUGUGGAUGUUGCUGCUCCAGUCCCUGCUGUUUCCCUGCCGCCUGCUAUCCUCUCCCCACCUCUGCCAGAGUUGCUGCCGCCUGGUGCCCCUGAGCUGCUGCCUCAGUUCCCCAGCUCCCUGGCUUCCACAGUGGUGUCAGCGCCUCAGGGUGUGCCCACCCAGACUGGCACACUGCUUCCGCCAGCAAACCCACCACUGCCUGCUGGACCCCUGAUUCCUGGCCCCUGCCCAGCGGUGCAGUUGACAGUGGAACCUGCCCAGGAGGAGCAGGCCGCACAGGACAAGCCUCCUGGCCUCCCGCAGAGCUGUGAGAGCUAUGGCGGCUCCGAUGUCACUUCUGGAAAAGAGCUGAGUGAUGGCUGUGAAGGCGCCUUUGGAGGGGGCAGGCUGGAGGGCAGGUCUGCCCGGAGACACCACCGCAGGUCCACACGUGCCCGCUCUCGGCAGGAGAGGACCAGCCGACCCCGUCUUACCAUCCUGAAUGUGUGCAACACAGGGGACAAGAUGGUGGAAUGCCAACUGGAGACACACAACCACAAGAUGGUGACCUUCAAGUUUGACUUGGAUGGGGACGCACCUGAUGAGAUUGCCACGUACAUGGUGGAACACGACUUCAUCCUGCCAGCUGAGCGCGAGACAUUCAUCGAGCAGAUGAAGGAUGUUAUGGACAAGGCAGAGGACAUGCUCAGUGAGGACACCGACGCUGACCGGGGCUCUGAUGCAGGAACCAGCCCACCACCCCUGGGCACCUGUGGCCUGGUCGAGGGGGAGGAGGGCAGACAGUCCCCAGCAAAUGCCCCUGUGUACCAGCAGAACGUGCUCCACACGGGGAAGAGGUGGUUUAUCAUCUGUCCGGUGGCUGAACACCCAGCAGCCGAUGUCCCUGAAUCAUCGCCCCCACUUCCUGUAAGCUCCCUGAAGCCAGAAGCCAGCCAAGACCCAGCUCCCUACACAGACCAGUUUGUAAAGGAACAACCCAGCUUCCCAGCUGGCCAGCAGCUCCUGAGCCAGGCAGGCCCCAGUGACCCUAUGGGUGGGACACCAGCCCCUUUGGCACCAGCUUCACCUCCCAUAACUGUGGUGCCCCAAGAUACAGCGGCACCAGCAAGCACCAUGCCAGAGCCAGCAGCAGGGACUGCCACCCAGGCAGGGGGUCCAGGGACCUCUCGGGGGCCAGCCAGUGAGCAUGAAACCACCCAGCCUCUGGCUGAGACUCAUGAUGCCCCACGUGCCACCCAGCCCCUCAGCAUAGGCCAAGGACCUUGUACCUCAACUCCAGAGGUCUCUAGUUGUCCCCCAGGUUUGGGGGAGCCCCCCUCAAACAGGGAGGUCAGUACCCCAGGAGAGCCGCAGCCUGCUGUGGUUCCAGGGCCCUGUCCUCCAAGUGGGGCCCUACAACCUGCUCUAGGUCAGCCACCACCUCCACUCCCCACUGCAGUGGGGGCCAUCAGCCUGGCUGCUCCUCAGCUCCCUAGCCCCCCACUGGGACCCACUGCCCCCCCACUGCCACCCAUGGCCCUGGAGUCAGAUGGGGAAGGGCCGCCCCCGAGGGUGGGCUUCGUGGACAACACCAUCAAGAGCCUGGAUGAGAAGCUUCGGACUCUACUCUACCAGGAGCAUGUGCCUACCUCCUCAGCCUCAGCAGGGACCCCUGUGGAGGCAGGUGACAGAGACUUCUCCCUGGAGCCCCCAAGAGGAGACGGGCCUCACCGGGAGGUCCUGGGAGGAGAGCUUACCCAGCCUUCUCAGCCUUCGUUGGAGAAGUCAGAAACAGCCCCUGCAGGAUGGGGCCCAGUGGAGCAGGAACAGGAGCAAGGUGCCUCUUCAUCAGUAACAGCAGAGUCAUCUUCCAGCAACACACUGGGCUAUGACAGUGAUGGGGGACAGGUGGCUUCAGACUUGCCCACAGCACCCAGUACCCCCCAGGCCAUCCCUGCUUCUUCGAGCCCUGCAUGCAUACGGCCCACAGACCAGAACAGCAGGGUCCCCAGGGAAACCUCACAAGAGCCCACGCAGAGCCACCCAGGGACAGUUACAGAAGGCAGCCAGCUCAGCUGCCCUCAGAUACAUGACACUCGGGCGUUGGGGUCCCCACGGAAGCGGCCAGGGCAGCAGGAAGGCAGUUCAUCAGCCAAGACCGUGGGCCGCUUCUCAGUGGUGAGCUCGCAGGAUGAAUGGACACUGGCCUCCCCCCACAGCCUGAGGUACUCCGCUCCCCCUGAUGUCUACCUGGACGAGGUCCCCUCCAGCCCUGAUGUGAAACUGGCCGUGCGGCGGGUGCAGACGGCUUCCUCUAUUGAGGUCGGUGUGGGCGAGCCUGUAUCCAGUGACUCUGGGGAUGAGUGCCCACGGAGGAGGCCCCCGGUGCAGAAGCAGUCCUCCCUGCCUGGUGGUGGUGGUGUAGCCAGUGACUUGGUGAAGAAGGCCACGGCCUUCCUACACAGGUCCUCCAGGGCUGGGUCCCUGGGCCCCGAGACGCCCAGCAGGGCAAGUGUGAAGGUCCCCACCAUCAGCGUCACCUCCUUCCACUCCCAGUCAUCCUACAUCAGCAGUGACAAUGACUCAGAGUUUGAGGAUGCUGACAUCAAGAAGGAGCUUCGAAGUCUGCGGGAGAAGCACCUGAAGGAGAUCUCUGAGCUACAGAGCCAGCAGAAGCAGGAGAUUGAAGCUCUCUACCGCCGCCUGGGCAAGCCGCUUCCACCCAGUGUGGGUUUCUUCCACACGGCACCCCCGACUGGCCGCCGGAGAAAAACCAGCAAGGGCAAGCUGAAGGCUGGCAAGCUGCUCAACCCGCUGGUGCAGCAGCUCAAGGUCGUGGCCUCUAGCACAGGUCAUUUGUCUGACUCCAGCAGAGGCCCUCCCGCUAAGGACCCUGCCCACGCCAGCACGCCCCCAUGCGCGAAGGCAGUUCAGACCCAGCAGCCCUGCUCCGUCCGAGCCUCCCUGUCCACAGACAUCUGCUCCGGCUUAGCCAGUGACGGAGGCGGAGCGCGUGGCCAAGGCUGGACGGUUUACCACCCAACGUCUGAGAGAGGGGCCUAUAAGUCUAGUAGCAAGCCUCGUGCUCGAUUCCUCAGUGGACCCGUAUCUGUGUCCAUCUGGUCAGCCCUGAAGCGUCUCUGCCUAGGCAAAGAACACAGCAGUAGGUCCUCCACCAGCAGCCUGGCCCCAGGCCCCGAGCCGGGUCCCCCGCCCACCCUGCACAUCCAGGCGCAGGUGAACAACAGCAACAACAAGAAAGGGACCUUCACCGACGACCUGCACAAGCUGGUGGAUGAGUGGACGACCAAGACGGUGGGGGCAGCGCAGCUGAAGCCCACGCUCAACCAGCUAAAGCAAACGCAGAAGCUACACGGCAUGGAGGCCCCCAGCGAGGUGCGGGCUAUGACCAUGCCUCGAGCAGGAGUGGGGACGCCAUAUCUGGCCCCAGCACCUGGCCCUUUGUCCACCGCAGCCAUUCCUGGAGCCAUCCCAGCCCUGCCUGUGUCCACACCAGGUACUGUCCAUUCCAGCCUCCCAAGUCCACCCUGUGCACUUCUCCUGGGUCACUAUGGAGGUGUGUGCCCAGCUCCAGUGCCCUGGGGGCCCUGGGCAGCCCAGGGAAGCCUGCCAGGAGUUUGGGGCAGCUGGACCCCUGUGCAGGUACCUGUGCUGCCUGUGUUCCUGCGACCGCCUGCUGUCAGCAUCCCCAGUCACCAGCUGCAUAUCACGUAGCCCAGUGCAAUCAUGGGUUGGCCUCUGCAUGCCUCUUGGCCAUGGGGCGCAGUGGCUACAGGGCUCAGCAGCCAUGAGGCAGCAUGGACCUCAGCACAAGCUUCCCCUACUGCCUAAGACCACCCUGACGAUCUUAGCUCCCAUAGUCUGCACACCUCUGUCCUCAGCUGGAGGUUAGAACCUUACCCUGUAGAACUGCAGUAUCUUGAAUUCCAGCUUUCUGUUCCCUCAUGGAAGUGUUUUUUAAAAAAUCAGAAAAGGUCUUAUUUCAUGCACAGUUGACUUUGCUUUAAUGUCUGUACUGUGAUCAGUUACAGAGAUCUGAAUGGUUUACAAAGCUGAAGCUAAAGUCUGAUCUUCAGUUUUCCGUUGUGAAUGCCUUUUUAGAAACAAAGGAAAUUGAACCAGUGCUCUUACAUACUGAGGAGCUCACUGAUAGAUGAACUGGGCUUUGGUCUCAGGGGAGCGAGAGCUUCCCUGGGCUUAUCAGUGACUUGAGAGGCCCUCUGGGCAGGGAGUGUGUGCAGUAAGGAGCAGCAGCAGCCUUGUUUCACUGUAAGGGACCUGCCAGAAAAUGCCACGAGAGCAGAUGACCAGGUGGUGGCAGGCUACUGGGGCGCCUUGCAUAGAUGUGCCCUGCCCCCUCCACUCAGGGGCCUCCCACCCGUUGCCUUCCUUAUCCAUGACCUCUGUGGGGGCCCACCUGGCCCUGUAGUUCCCUCUUGAGGUCACACUGCUGAGGGCAGGAUGCUUCUGCAGUUUCCAUGGGUGCCUCCCCUGUGGGCACAGAACAGCCCUAGGUGGAAGUGACGGCCCCCACUGUGCACUAUACAUCUUGUACUUAUUGGACCAACUAGAUUAUUUUAGUUUUAAUAUUCUGUCCACCUACCUGUUCAGUUAGAAAUGAAUUUAACAGGAAGCUAUUCAGGAUCCUCUGCCAGGCAUCCACUGCUAUAAGGGAUUUCUUAUUGUGGCUUAUUGUGCUCUGUGCCUGGUCCGAGAACCAUGUGGGCCUAUUUCUGGGUGAACCAGAGGUGGCCCUCUCCCCUGCUCUGCACGCCUCUGUCGUUUCCUCCCACGAUAACAGUAGUGGCACGGGAUCCCCAAGAGAUUGUGUAUG